Molecule: messenger RNA, 1146 nt
Organism: Letharia columbiana
Lineage: Eukaryota; Fungi; Ascomycota; Lecanoromycetes; Lecanorales; Parmeliaceae
Exons: 2
Coding region: 1-1146 (381 amino acids)
Source: RefSeq, a predicted model, not a curated record
AUGGCCAACGAUGAAGGCAAUUGGGGACCCGCUAUCCUCGCCCUCACCAUCGCUUUCCUCGUAGUCGUCCUGAUUUCCCUCUUCCUUCGUAUUCUUACCCGCGUCUGGAUCGUGCAUCAAUUUUGGUACGAUGAUGUUGCUAUCUGCCUGGCGGUUCUCGGAACCACUAUAGGCGCAGGGCUCGAUUUCAAGGAAGUCAACUACGGCUUUGGCAAACACCAGCAAUUCCUCUCCCCCCACAACUUGCAAGAGUUUAGGAAAUACACCUACGGGGAGUGGAUUCAGACAUUUGCUACUCUUAUGUGGACUAAAGUGUCCAUCUGUCUAUUUUUGAUGCGACUACCCAACAGCAGAGCGCUGCUGUUACCGCUACAAUGUGCCGUGGCGUUUCUACUCUUCUCGAAUACUAUUUUGACCGUUGUAUGGAUCAUGCAGUGCCAACCGAUCCACGCGGCAUGGGAUAACAGGGGCACUUGUAUGAGCAGGGAGGCAAAAGAAAGCAUCAUACUUGCUCAAGCGGUCAUAUCGGUUAUCUCCGAUUUUGCUUUUGCAGCCUUCCCGAUAUUAUUUCUUUGGCGGGUACAGAUUGAUCUCAGGACUAAGAUCGGUUUAUGGGUUUUGAUGUGUCUGGGAUUCAUCACAGGAGCUUGUUGCCUUGUCCGGACAGUGCUCAACAGUCAAUCCGUACCCCUCGACGGCACAUACAACGGCAUCAUCAAUUGGCUAUGGCGGCUAUUCGAGGUGCAAAUUGGGAUCAUUGCUGCUUGUAUACCGACCCUACGACCCUUGUACCUGUGGGUAAUGAGACGCGUAGGGGGUGACACGCAAGGGCUGGACACGAACAUCAAAUUUCCGCUCACCAACGAUCCAAAAUCGUGGGUCGAGAACGUUGGUGAGGGAACAGAAAAUGGCAGUGAUACUGCCAUGAAUGACCUCGACCACGACCACGACCAUGACCACAUCCAUGGUCAUGGACAUCAACGCAAGGAUACCAUGACGGAUGAUCUAAUCCGGGAAGGAAUUCUUGUCUCGAAGCCCAUGAAUACAAGUGUAAGAAUGGACUCCGCGCAUUCUGAGGAAGCCAGCGAGGAUCCUCGAUUGGAGAACGAAAUGCAAAAAUACGGGAUCGAUGACUCGUUCGUCUGA